AUGCCCCCUUCAAAGGACAAAUACACCCACCCGAGGCUCCGAGAUGAGGUCAAGGAAGAUAUCCAGCAAUCAGACAAGGGUGGCCCCCCCGGACAGUGGUCUGCUCGCAGAAUGAUGGCUAAAGAGUACAAAAACCGAGGAGGUGGUUACAAGACGGACAAAAAUGACCAAGACGAGUCUCAGAAGCAUUUGAGUAAAUGGACAGAUGAGCAGUGGUAG
Cladophialophora bantiana CBS 173.52 is the source of this 219-nucleotide messenger RNA. RefSeq lists its product as uncharacterized. Bases 1 to 219 code for a protein of 72 amino acids. Lineage: Eukaryota; Fungi; Ascomycota; Eurotiomycetes; Chaetothyriales; Herpotrichiellaceae. The record is from RefSeq and is a predicted model, not a curated record. The transcript has 2 exons.